Molecule: messenger RNA, 1374 nt
Organism: Anisakis simplex (herring worm)
Lineage: Eukaryota; Metazoa; Nematoda; Chromadorea; Rhabditida; Anisakidae
Source: the annotation of a GenBank genome assembly
AUGGACAAAGAUCUCGGCAUAUUCGGUACCACAGUGACCAUAUCCUUUUUACAACGUAAACUUCGUUCAGUCUUCCAUACAAGAUGUUCAUUUGGACCAAAUUUCUCUAUUCAACGCAUCGGAUGCAAACAAGGUUUCUUAUCGGUGACCGUACGUCUUCAGUUCGAUUGGCAAGGUGCAAGCAGUGAUCAACUGCCGUCAAGUCUUGUUCUUAAAAUACCAUCCACGGAGAUUCUAGCGAAGAAUAUUCGAUACACAACACUCGAAGAGCUGCAAGAACAACGUGAUCGUUUGGAGGUGAUUUUGAAAGUGGGACACGCAUCUGAAACAGCAUUUUAUCAGUUGGCACGUGGUGAUGCGCAUUUGAUGGGUGUUUCAGUUCCGAGUUGUUAUUACGCACAGCAUUUUCGACGCUCAGGCUCACAGUCCGGUCUUUUGUUGUUUGACGAUCUGUGUGAUGUGGCCGCCGUUAAACCACUCUACAACGGCCUCUCACCGAGAGCACUCAGAGCCGUUUUCGAACAACUCGCAAAUCUUCACGCUUAUUCGCUCACAAACUGGACAUGGCAUGUUGGAGCGGAUAAGAUUCUACGAAGAUUCUAUGUCAUCAGAAGACCAUCUCCACCUCUCUUUCGAAAGGCAUGUAAUGAUAGUUUUCUUUGCGAACCGAAUAUUAAAAGUAGUGAUUUUCGAGAAUAUCGCAAUGACAGAUGUUUGUAUCUGGGCCUGAUUUCGUUCUUUCUUCUGCUUAAUUUUCGGGAUCUCUAUUUCCAUUUUGCGAGCUUUGGUAACGGUGUAUCAGGGCCACCACGCACCAGGAUACCGUUCCGAUUGAGUUUCCAAAAUGGUCAGCUUGUGCAUAAAGAAUUGAAAAUGAUGUCAGUGUUAACUCACGGUGAUCUUUGGACAAAUAAUAUUCUCUGGAGAAAGGUACCUGAUUGUUGUGACGGCGAAACGUUCGAUGAAAUAGUGGCAAUCAUUGAUUGGCAGAAUGCACACGCGGGCAAUGUAGCCGAGGAUUUCGUUCGUCUUCUGGGCAGUUCAGUUGAUCCAGAUGUUCGUCGAGGACAGUUAGAUCACCUAUUGCUAUUCUAUCAUCAAUGUUUACUGGCAAAACUUCGGGAAAGAAAUAUUCAUCAGAUACCGUUUACGGUUGAGCAGAUCAAACACGCUUAUGAGAGACUUUUCGGCCAGGGGCUUCUUAUAAUGUUACCAUCGCUGAGUGGACAUGCUGAUGAAGGGAAUGGUCUGCUUGGUGAGGAACACGUUCACGAAAGACAACAGCGUAUUCUUUACAGGUGUCGAUGUUUGAUCGAAGACUUCCUCAUAUACAAGCAUAAAUUACAAGAGGAACAGAACGCGAGCACCGUUUAG